AUGCCUCCGAAAGCUGAAGCCGCGCCGGAGGUGAAAGUGAGCCUUGCAACGCCGGACGACAUCUCGCAGCUCAUCGAGCUCUUCUGGGCUACCUACAAGGGUCCGGGCGAGAGCAUAUUCCCGCACACGGACAACGGGCGCAAGUGGCUGGAGCGGAGCUUCCAGAACUUCAUGAGCAAUUCCUUCUACCGGCCGCAAACCAAGAUUCCCGUCGUCAGGAAUCCCAAUGGGAGACCCGUGUCCAUGGCUAUCGUCCACACCGUCAAGCCCGGCCAGAGCGUCGUCGGCAAGUCGUGGAAGACGCGCUGGUCGCGCUGCGACGACCUGCCGGACAUGAGCGAGGAGAAGCUGGCGGGUUUCUUCGAGCCGUCGGCCAAGGCUCACCAUCUCGUCGUCGGCGGCAAGGAGGGCCACGUCUUCAUCGAGCUUCUCACAACCAAGUACGCGUAUCGCCGCAAGGGCUACGCCACGGCGCUACUGCAGUGGGCGACGGAGCACGCCGACGAAUUGGGCUACCCGUGUUAUCUGGAUGGCGGCGGACGCGGCAUGCAUAUCUGCGAGAUGUGCGGGUUCAAGGCGCAGGAUGUUGAGCGCCGGUAUGGGGGCACGCCGCCUUGCGUGCCGAUGCUGCGUCCGAAGAAGGAUUCCUGA
Molecule: messenger RNA, 651 nt
Organism: Anthostomella pinea
Lineage: Eukaryota; Fungi; Ascomycota; Sordariomycetes; Xylariales; Xylariaceae
Source: the annotation of a GenBank genome assembly